Pelmatolapia mariae (spotted tilapia) is the source of this 804-nucleotide messenger RNA. Its product is annotated as aquaporin-1. Gene Ontology annotation, cellular component: membrane. The coding region runs from base 1 to 804 and encodes 267 amino acids. The record is from RefSeq and is a predicted model, not a curated record. Lineage: Eukaryota; Metazoa; Chordata; Actinopteri; Cichliformes; Cichlidae. Gene Ontology annotation, molecular function: ammonium channel activity; glycerol transmembrane transporter activity; water channel activity. The transcript has 4 exons. Gene Ontology annotation, biological process: hyperosmotic response; carbon dioxide transmembrane transport; renal water transport.
AUGUUCGUCCUUCGUUACCUGCAUCUUGUCCUGAGUGACAUCAUCACCCCAUCGUGCUUACAUCGCUUCCUACUGGAGUUCUUAGGGUCCACCCUCUUCCUGUCUGUCAGCCUAUCAGCUGUCGUGAUGCAGCCGUCCCACUCAAGCCACCUGCCAGCAGGUGUGCACCAGUCUGGACCUGUCUCACCUGUGUGCCCGCUGCAUGUGGUGCUGGUCUUUGGUGUCUCUGUUGCUAUGGCAGCCAUUUGUGUGGGAGGGGGUGCUCACCUGAAUCCAGCGAUUACCCUAGCAAUGGCCCUGACCUCAAGGCUUCGGCUCUGGAGAGCGGUGUUGUAUGUGAUUGGUCAGCUCUUGGGGGGUGUGGCCUCUGCAGCGCUGUUGCUGGGACUGACUGGAGAUGUCACACGUGCACUCAACCAGCUCCACCAGGCGUUUGCCGUGGAAACACUGGUAACCCUGCAGGUAGUCCUGGUCGUCAUGGUGACCACUGAUGCCCCCCUGCCGGAUGUGGUGCCUCCGCUGUUAGUGGGCCUAGCCAUCAGUUUGGGGCACCUGGUGGCUGUAAGUGUGACAGGUUGUGGGAUGAAUCCAGCUCGCUCCUUUGGUCCGGCGGUCAUCACACUCAACUUCAACAACCACUGGGUUUUCUGGGUGGGGCCUAGUUUGGGGGCGUGUCUUGCUGCUUUCCUGAAUGACCUGUUGCUACGGCCUCGCUGGCAUCGCCCUGGAGACUGGUGGGUGGAGCUAAAGCAGCUGUAUGUGUUAACAGAGAAACAACAGCAGGUGGCAUCUCACUUACCGUAA